Molecule: messenger RNA, 1362 nt
Organism: Plasmodium reichenowi
Lineage: Eukaryota; Apicomplexa; Aconoidasida; Haemosporida; Plasmodiidae
Product: plasmepsin II
Exons: 1
Coding region: 1-1362 (453 amino acids)
Biological process (GO): proteolysis
Molecular function (GO): aspartic-type endopeptidase activity
Source: RefSeq, a predicted model, not a curated record
AUGGAUAUUACAGUAAGAGAACAUGAUUUUAAACAUGGCUUUAUCAAAAGCAAUUCAACAUUUGAUGGAUUAAAUAUUGACAACUCAAAGAAGAAAAAAAAAAUACAGAAGGGAUUUCAAAUACUAUAUGUACUUCUCUUUUGUAGUGUAAUGUGUGGUUUAUUUUAUUAUGUGUAUGAAAAUGUAUGGCUUCAAAGAGAUAAUGAAAUGAAUGACAUUUUAAAAAAUUCAGAGCAUUUAACUAUUGGAUUUAAAGUUGAAAAUGCACAUGAUAGAAUUUUGAAAACUAUAAAAACACAUAAAUUAAAAAAUUACAUUAAAGAAUCUAUCAAUUUUCUUAAUUCAGGACUUACUAAAACAAAUUAUUUAGGUAGUUCAAAUGAUAAUAUCGAAUUAGUAGAUUUCCAAAAUAUAAUGUUUUAUGGUGAUGCAGAAGUUGGAGAUAACCAACAACCAUUUACAUUUAUCCUUGAUACAGGUUCUGCUAAUUUAUGGGUCCCAAGUGUUAAAUGUACAACUGCAGGAUGUUUAACUAAACAUCUAUAUGAUUCAUCUAAAUCAAGAACUUAUGAAAAAGAUGGAACCAAAGUAGAAAUGAAUUAUGUCUCUGGAACUGUUAGUGGAUUUUUCAGUAAAGAUUUAGUAACCGUUGGUAAUUUAUCUCUUCCAUAUAAAUUUAUUGAAGUAAUAGAUACUAAUGGAUUCGAACCAACGUAUACUGCUUCAACAUUUGAUGGUAUCCUUGGUUUAGGAUGGAAAGAUUUAUCAAUCGGUUCAGUAGAUCCAAUUGUUGUUGAAUUAAAAAACCAAAACAAAAUUGAAAAUGCACUUUUCACCUUUUACUUACCUGUACAUGAUAAACAUACGGGAUUCUUAACCAUUGGUGGUAUUGAAGAAAGAUUUUAUGAGGGACCAUUAACUUAUGAAAAAUUAAACCACGAUUUAUAUUGGCAAAUAACUUUAGAUGCACAAGUUGGAAAUAUAAUGUUAGAAAAAGCAAACUGUAUUGUAGAUAGUGGUACAAGUGCCAUUACUGUACCAACUGACUUUUUAACUAAAAUGUUGAAGAAUUUAGAUGUCAUCAAAGUCCCAUUCUUACCUUUCUAUGUAACUCUUUGUAACAACAGUAAAUUACCAACUUUUGAAUUUACUUCAGAAAAUGGUAAAUACACAUUAGAACCUGAAUACUACCUUCAACACAUAGAAGAUGUUGGUCCAGGAUUAUGUAUGCUUAAUAUCAUAGGAUUAGAUUUUCCAGUACCAACCUUUAUUUUAGGUGACCCAUUCAUGAGAAAAUAUUUUACCGUCUUUGAUUAUGAUAAUCACAGUGUUGGUAUUGCUCUUGCUAAAAAGAAUUUAUAA